CACAAACAAACCCCCCCAUUCUAAGUAAACACUCAUCACCUUAUCGUUUCCUCUCUCUUUCCCUCACUAUAUAUAUACAUAUCAUUGUGGUGGAUAUAAAGAAAGCGACAAAGACUAGAUCUUUUUGGACGAGCCUAAUAUGGUGGGUGUAUUUUCAAGAUUUUCUGUCACUAAAGCUGCCCAUAGAAGAGCUCAAACUGCCCUUGAUGAAAGGGAAGCAUCUCCCCAUAACUGUGAGGCAGCUGGGGCUUCUGUUGUAGCAGGAGCUGACCCUACCACCACCAUCACUCAUGGUAUUGAGCUCGCGGUUGAGUUUAAGCCGAUUGAGCACCCUGUUGAGCCUCUCGACAAUGAUUCACCGAUCCAGUGUCCUUUGCCAGAACCAUCGAUACUGAAUGAUGGAAGAAUAUGGAGGGAGCGUGUUUCUGCAGUACGAGGAAGGAUUGAUUUGCCAGUUAUGCAGCAGGAAGGGGCAGCCAUAGAGCCAGAAGUUGCUGCAACGAAAUCAAAACGCCAGACUAAUCGACCUAUUCUGCCAUCAAUCAGUGCGCCAGAGCACAGUAUCCUAAAAUUGCUCGAGGAAUCUGGGAUUUAGCUGUGGUGUUGCUCCAAAACCUUGGAAGCUCUUUCAAGAACAAUGCAUAUAUAUGGUUUUCUAUACUUUUUCUUCAUUCUUAAACUGCUACUCUUGAAUGAAUGAAUAUAUGCUUGCAUAUGUUAUAUGUCAAAGUAAGCAUAAUUAUAUUAUAAAAAUAUGAUCUUUCUCCUUUCUUGCA
Molecule: messenger RNA, 776 nt
Organism: Ipomoea triloba (trilobed morning glory)
Lineage: Eukaryota; Viridiplantae; Streptophyta; Magnoliopsida; Solanales; Convolvulaceae
Exons: 3
Coding region: 140-595 (151 amino acids)
Source: RefSeq, a predicted model, not a curated record